CAAACCCAAGAGCAAUCUUAAGCAGACUCAGAUCAACCCAGGGACACGCGCUCCACUCCUCACUUCUCCUCUUCCUCUCCACUUGGAUAUAUAUUCGUCUGACCGCAGGCCGCCUCCAUCAUCAACUGACAGCCUUCUCGUAUUUAUUUGCUUAUAAACCUGUUACAAUAAAUGAUCAUUCGAGCAGCGUCACGCGCACCUUAACGACGAGCAGCAACCACUUUUUGAUGAAUGACAUUUUGGGCUAGAAAGGAUGCACGGGUCAUUUUAAACAGUCAUUCAUUGCUCGCAUUGGCAUUCUUCAAUUUUUUCCCCCGUCUCGCUCAUAAAAAGGUGUUAUAUUAUUUAGAGACAGUUGCUGAGCUGAAUGCGGAUUAGCUCCGCCACAACUCAUCGGAGCACCAGCCCUGGAAAUUGUGUUUCUUUCUAGAAGGCUUAAUGAUGGAGAGGAUAAGAAAAGAGAUGAUUCUGAUGGAGAGAGGUCUGCACAGUCCCGUGCCUGGGAAAAGGCUCUCGAACCUGUCAGACUCCGCUGGAAAUUCAGUGUUGGAGGCCCUCGAAAAUUCUCAGCACAGUGGUCGCCUAAGCCCGAGAAUAAGUUCCGCCUCGCUUCAUGGAAGUCUAGGGGAUAUUCCAACCAAAGGCAAGUUCGAAAUCGACAGUAUUUUCGGUACCCACCACAACAGCGAGAAUACUUCCUCCGCGGAGAUUUCAUCCUCAGAAAGCAGAAAGAAAAUUCACUUAUACCCAGAAGUUUCUCAAGACUCAGAUAUGAACAGUGAUGUGGAGGUGGGAUGCCCAUCGCAUCGCUCUCCGAGCCAACACAAGGAAAACAACAACAAAGGGUUUUCUGACAAUAAUUCUGGAGGCUCCAACACAAGUUCAUCCUCCCUUUCCAAUCAUAACGGCAAUGGAAUGAGCUCAAACAUGUCAAAUGCCGAGACUAGAAGGUACCGGACUGCAUUCACCAGAGAACAAAUAGGAAGACUGGAGAAAGAGUUUUACAGGGAAAAUUAUGUCUCAAGACCCAGAAGAUGUGAACUGGCCGCAUCACUGAAUCUACCUGAAACUACAAUAAAGGUAUGGUUCCAGAACAGGCGGAUGAAGGAUAAGAGGCAACGUUUGGCGAUGUCUUGGCCCCAUCCAGCAGAUCCAAGCUUUUACACCUACAUGAUGACGCACGCGGCAGCCACCGGAAGUCUACCAUACCCUUUCCAUUCCCACAUGCCUCUGCACUAUUACCCGCACGUUGGUGUCACAGCAGCUGCCGCUGCCGCAGCUGCGUCUGGUGCUGCAUCGUCACCUUUCGCUACCUCCAUUCGCCCUCUCGAUACUUUCCGUGCACUCUCCCAUCCUUACUCACGCCCAGAGCUUCUCUGUGGCUUCAGGCACCCAGGACUUUAUCAGUCACCCGCAGGCCUCAAUAGCUCUGCGGCAGCAUCAGCAGCAGCGGCAGCAGCAGCAUGUGCAGCCGCGGUCAGCGCGCCAUCAGCCACUGGCCCAUGCUCGUGCCUCAGUUGUCACAGCAGCCAAGCGGCCAGUGCGCUAGGCUCCAGAAGUACCAACUCUGACUUCACCUGCACAGCAUCUGGGCAAAGAUCCGAGAGUGGAUUUUUGCCGUAUUCUGCAGCUGUCCUGAGUAAAACCUCGGUUCCAUCACCAGAUCAGAGAGAGGAAUCUUCACUAAACAGAUAACUCAUCACUGGAACUUCUAAAACAAGAUCAGUUGCUCAUGUUUUCUGCUCUGUGGUUAGUUUAUACAUCCAUCUAUGACUCCAAUAUUUGGGGGACAAAUAACGGUAAUUCCAAAACAAUUAGGCUAACUUAAUUAGCAAACACUUAAAUAUUUGUUUUUACAAUAAACAAAGAUUUGCUAGGCACUAGGCUAUUCGGGAAAAAAAUACAAAAAUGUUGCAUUCAACAGAAAUAUAAUGUUAGACGUUUUAAACUGCCAAAAGUGUGAACAUUGGUAAGUGCUAAAUUUACAAUAAUUGAAAGGACUAUUUUGUUAGUGCAGUGGUGAUGAAGCUUUAUUUUUCUUCAUUCACACCUGGAUUCCUGUGCCUUAAAACCUAGACAUAACUAUCUAAUUCAGUGAUAGGCCCACGGUACUUGGUUAUUAAUUCGGCCCACGGUACUUGGCUAUUAAUUCGGCCCACGGUACUUGGUUAUUAAUUCGGCCCACGGUACUUGGUUAUUAAUUCGGCCCACGGUACUUGGCUAUUAAUUCGGCUUAUCACAUCGACUGUGAUUGACUAACUAAUGUUUAUUGUUCGUCAUUAAUUAAAACAAUAGUUAUUUUCAUUUUCAAUUUUUUGAUUCGUAGGCUAAUCAAAAUUUCAAAUUAAUGUCAAUGAACACAAACGUAUCUAAAUCAAGCCACAUCCUAAAUUCGUUAUUUAUCAAUUUAUGUCAAUAUAUUUUCACCAAGUAGGCGAUCUAAAUUCUAAUAAUAGCCUAUACAUUUUUCAAAAUACCCAGUUAUAUCUUGGUAUUAAGGCACUGUAAAAGUAACCAUUGUUUCUUGUCGUCUGCAUUUAUCAAAUAGAUGCUGGGCAUUGCUUUUCUCUGUUAAUAAAUAUUUUUCCGUGUAGUCUCGUUCUUAAUGUAGGUUAUGGUGAGAAUCAUAUUUACAAUAUGUGCCACAACAACUGAUACUACUGUAUAAUGACCUUAUUGUAAAACCCUAGCUCAAGGGACAUUCCUAAUCUUCAAGUAAGGUGUAUAGAAUUUUGCACCUCUUCUAUGCUGUCAAUUCUGAUGUUAAUAAUGAGAGGAUUAUGACGAAAAUUGCCAAUCAUGUACCUUGAUGGACCUUCUUUGAAUGCAGAAUUGUAAGAAAGUUCCUCGUUCUGAGACCCGCUGUCAAGUGCUAACAACCCGCUGAGGGAAGUCAUUAGACAAGACAGAUAAAAGACCUGGAACAUAGAACGUUGUUCUUGGUGCAUAUAUUGUACAGUUUUAAAUGUGAUAUUCGUUACCUGAGACGUUUUUAUUUAUUUAUAUUACUCCUUAGAGCCCCAUUUCCAAUCUUCGUUUCUGUUCUGAACUUGGACGAACGCCCUUUACACUUUUCCUGUUAUAUUUCCGUUCUUACAUUGCUGAUGUUACGCUGAUGCGAGCAACCUCAUUAAAUCAAAACCGGUAUUUCCAUACACUGUACUCCCAAUAGGGCCCCUUCACUCAGCAUACACAGUAAUGGGAUUAUCUGAACAAGCCGAAAGAUCAGACAAAUAGCUCUCGCAUCUCUGUCUGCACUGCAUAGACUACAUGUAAACCUUUCUUUCAUGCCAUUUCUGUUACCUCUUGUCUUGAGGACCACAACCUAAGAGACUUAGGCCUAAUUGUAGGGAACAUCUGUAAAUUGUAAAUUGUGAGAUAUUUUGUCAUAUCAUGCAUAGCCUCGUUAAAAUAGUUUUAAACCAAAAUAUUGACGGCUGUUGGAUUGGAAGAUUACCCAUGACGUGGAAAUUGUAUUAUUAUUUUUUUAUAUGUUUUUCAAAAUAAUUUAUGUGACUUGUUGAAUGUUUAUUUAAUUUACAUCGUAUACACUGGAGAUUGAAUACAUGCCUAUAUAGCCAUCAUUCUAGACAAUGCUAUUAUAAGGUAAAAAUGGUUAUAUGGCAACUACAAACCAAACGAGUCUUAUGUCAUGCAAGUAUUUUAGGAGCCCAUAAAUGAAAAAGGAGAGUACAUUUUUGUACAACAUUGAAAAAAGGGUUUCAAGGGCUGAUAAACGAUAACGGAAACCUGUUUAAAGGAUAGAACUAAUGAAAUACAAGUGUACUGCCCUAUGUCCCCAGGGUCUGUGUGAUACAUGGAUGUGUACAUUUUAUCUCUGUAUUUAAAAUAUUAGCCUACUAACUGUAUGAAUUUACAUAUUUUAACUUGAGAAAAAAUGUGCAAUAUAAAAAUGUAAAUCAUGUUAUUUAUUGAUGGUGUUUGUUCUUGGGAAAUAAAUAUUUAAAAAUCG
Messenger RNA from Salvelinus sp. IW2-2015, 3973 nucleotides. RefSeq names its product even-skipped homeobox 2 (gene evx2). Gene Ontology annotation, biological process: regulation of transcription by RNA polymerase II. Gene Ontology annotation, cellular component: nucleus. Gene Ontology annotation, molecular function: RNA polymerase II cis-regulatory region sequence-specific DNA binding; DNA-binding transcription factor activity, RNA polymerase II-specific. The record is from RefSeq and is a predicted model, not a curated record. Lineage: Eukaryota; Metazoa; Chordata; Actinopteri; Salmoniformes; Salmonidae.